AUUCAACAUGGCGGGCACACCUCAAGAAGUCCUCAACUUUGUCGAAGUAAACAAAAAAAUCAAACUGGUUUUCUGAACAUUUUUGUGUCUAUAUAGGGAGCAGGAGCUGAGGAAUACUUUUCAUUUUUUUCUCUUUUUUAGCUUACGGAUGAAGAGAAGGCUGUUCUUCAAGAAUGCAGAAUAAAUAGCGUUUAUUUCAGAGGUAAGCGUGAGCUUAUAUUAUUAUUAAAUCAACCGUACGACUUUGCUCUUUUAUCUUCUAUUGAAACCUUCUUUAAAUGUAGGGUUAGAAAUCACAGUAAGGGUGUUAGUUGUAAAAAAACGUCAGUAGUCCAUGGGGGAGUAAAAUGCAAAAACAAAAUGUUUUGUCAUCAGCUGAGUCGACAAGUAGAUUGGUCACUGUAGCUGAGGGGGAUUGGAGCUGAGGUUAUAACUUCAGCUUCUCACCCGCUUUCCCUACAUCAGACUACCUUAUAGCCCUUUAACUGAGUUGAUUAGACCAACUUUAUUUUGGUGAUCCGCACUGUGUGGGCCUUUCUUGUUCAAAAGCUUAAGGAGCUUCUGUUACUAACCCCUCUGUAAUAAGCCCAAAUGUCCCCCCAGAAAAUCUCAUGCAUAUAGGGCUAAAGGUGCAUGCGGCAUUAAUUGGACUGGCUCCACAAAGCAUCAACAAAGUAGAUAAAUUAAGCUAACAAGACAUUGAUGUAAGACACAAGUUUCAUCAUGUCUGUGACUACAGUAGUUGACGUCCAUUAAUAACAUAAAUUACACUGUAUGAUAUCACAUGUGAUGUUUAAGUGACAACACAGAUCAGGUGUAAAAAUGGCUAAAUCGUACUUCAAGCACCUCUCAGAUGUGGUUGGGCAUCUAAAUUAGGCUCCUGGAACACAGGGUUUUCACUAAAAAUUCCAGUAGCAAGAGAGAGUUUUAACAUCACAGGACUGAGAAUGUUUUGAAAGAGGCUCCAUGUCUAAAUAAAAAUCAUCAUAGGCUACCAAAGAUGAGCCGGAGAAUUCUGCAUAAGGUCUCCAAUGCCUAACCAAUGCUCUGAGUACAUCACAUACUUUACUUGAUGUACUCAAACAGAGAUCUGUGUAUGGCUGAUCAGAAUGAGUUUCUUGCUAUAAUGCAUGCUGCCAAGAUAAUAUGCAGAUACUAAACCAGAGAACCUGUCUGCUACAUGGAUCGUUAAGUUAUAUAAUCACUUUAUUAAUUUUUAUUAAUAAAAGAAAACUCUCACAGCUCUCACAUUUCCCCCCAAAUAUCACAUUAAUUUUUUCCUGAACUGAUAUUUGCCAUAGGACUUCCACUUGGAGUUUGUUCUGUUCUUUUACUAAGGCAGGCAGUAAAUGGUGGUAAGACAGUUUAGUAAAUUUUUUGUUGUUAUUGUUUUCAUAAUGCACACUGAGAGUUUUGGGUGAAAACUGUUGACCUUUGCCAGAGCCAGAAGUUUAAAAAGUUUUAUUUUUUGUAGGUUUUGCUUGUAUCUUUUAACUGCAGAGAGGUGGCUGUUAAUGAAAGAAGUAUGGGUUUAAUAUAAAACCAGUUUAGAAGGAAAGGGUGAAACAUUUCUAUUUAAAGUAAAAAUGCCUCAGUGUUCUAGCUUGUUAAUACAAUCAGUCAAAAUAAUUGUAUAUUAGUAAACAGGAAACAAACCAUUUGGUUUGGUGAAGUUGUUUGAUUUUCAGUAUUUACAAACAUGACUUUCAAUGUUUGAAAAACAUGGGCAUAGUAUUGUAAUCUUGAUUAAAUAAUAAUUUAUUUCAACUUUGGUUAAAACUUUACUUUAUUCUGUCUUUAAUUAUUUUCAAGGUUAUUUCCCCCAUAUUAAAAGAUUUGCAGCCUUGUACUAUACAGGUAAAAGGAUUUUGUUCAACACAGCAGUCAUGUAAAUUUCAAAUUUUUCAAACUGUCAUGAAAUACAAUGUAUUUCAAAUCCUUAAGCAUUAUGGGGCUCAAAUAAUUAUGGGGCNGCCAAGAUAAUAUGCAGAUACUAAACCAGAGAACCUGUCUGCUACAUGGAUCGUUAAGUUAUAUAAUCACUUUAUUAAUUUUUAUUAAUAAAAGAAAACUCUCACAGCUCUCACAUUUCCCCCCAAAUAUCACAUUAAUUUUUUCUUGAACUGAUAUUUGCCAUAGGACUUCCACUUGGAGUUUGUUCUGUUCUUUUACUAAGGCAGGCAGUAAAUGGUGGUAAGACAGUUUAGUAAAUUUUUUGUUGUUAUUGUUUUCAUAAUGCACACUGAGAAUUUUGGGUGAAAACUGUUGACCUUUGCCAGGGCCAGAAGUUUAAAAAGUUUUAUUUUUUGUAGGUUUUGCUUGUAUCUUUUAACUGCAGAGAGGUGGCUGUUAAUGAAAGAAGUAUGGGUUUAAUAUAAAACCAGUUUAGAAGGAAAGGGUGAAACAUUUCUAUUUAAAGUAAAAAUGCCUCAGUGUUCUAGCUUGUUAAUACAAUCAGUCAAAAUAAUUGUAUAUUAGUAAACAGGAAACAAACCAUUUGGUUUGGUGAAGUUGUUUGAUUUUCCGUAUUUACAAACAUGACUUUCAAUGUUUGAAAAACAUGGGCAUAGUAUUGUAAUCUUGAUUAAAUAAUAAUUUAUUUCAACUUUGGUUAAAACUUUACUUUAUUCUGUCUUUAAUUAUUUUCAAGGUUAUUUCCCCCAUAUUAAAAGAUUUGCAGCCUUGUACUAUACAGGUAAAAGGAUUUUGUUCAACACAGCAGUCAUGUAAAUUUCAAAUUUUUCAAACUGUCAUGAAAUACAAUGUAUUUCAAAUCCUUAAGCAUUAUGGGGCUCAAAUAAUUAUGGGGCGUUAUGUUUAGCAUUAUGGGGUUCCAUUUAGUUCAUAACAGGCACUUAAAGCCCUUAAAUGUGUAAGGGAAAGAUUUAACAACAGUUUAAAAAAUAUUAUUUCAUUGACAAAGAGUUUUAUAGAAAACCACUCAAGUGUGACUGGGUGGCAAGAGUUGUUUUUGUCAUACAAAUCCUUGUAAUUUUUGGUGGCCAUUGCAAUCACUACUUUUGAGAUAUACAGCUGAAAAUUUGCAGGUUACCUAAUUUUAAAAUGCUCUUUCAGCUCAUACAAACAAAAUUUUUCAAAAGUGAACUGUUUUUGUGUUUACUGAAAGUUUGUCACUUGAUCAAUUUCCUACUCUCUAAUAAACACCCCAUAUUCAAAAAUUAUUAAUGCCCCUUGAAAUUUCAAUUUCUUGUCAUCCAAAUAGACAAAGGUAAGUUUGCAGGAACUACUGGGAUCUGCUUAAUGCUAAACAGGUAUGAUAUUGUUAAUCAAAGAUGUACCUGAUGUUUCCAUAGGGCUAUUUGGAUUUGGGUUUUUGGCAGGUGUAAGCUCUUAUAAGAAUACUUGUGUGGAGAAGAUAAUGAAGUUAGAAAAUUCCAGACUUGCUGAUCAAGUCAAGGCAACACAGAUGUACGUAUAGCAUUAAACUGGCCUUUUAUAAGUAAUUUUGUUGAAUUAAUAGGAAUUGAAAUUGUUUCAGUUCAUGUCAAAUAACUGCAUUUGCUGUUUUCAACAUCACCUUUACUAACUCAGUUAGUUAAUUCUUCCAAAAAAUAAUUAUUAGAAUUCUAAAACAAUGAUGUUUUCAUGUUUAAUAGGGCUGGAAAUCGCAGAUCUCAUUGGGAAACAGAAAGGGUGCCAUAUGAACGCCAAGAUGUUGAAUUACAAGGUUAGUUGUACAGAUUGUAAAGAUUUGUGUUGUUAAAAAAGGUAUAGCUUUAUUCAUUAUACUUUCAAAGGGUUGUGUUGAUUUGUUUUUUUUUGUGUGUGUGUAUGUGUGUGUAUUCACUUGCUAAUUGAAAUGAUCAAGCUCGAAUUUGGAACUUAAAAACAGGACCAUGAGUUCUCAAAUUAAACACAAUAUUUAUAAGCCAGGACAAAGUGAAAUUAGGGUUUGAAAAUGGCAUAGAUAAUUUCACUGGAAUUAGAUUAGCACUCGGAAAAUCAAGCAGUAGCUCUUUAGCAACUAUUCUGAGGGCUGCUCACCAUCCACCCCCCCCCCCCCUUAGUUGCUUGUCAUACUGUAAUGUGAUGCACUACUUUUAUUAACACAACCUUUUGAUAACAGGAAUGGGUGGUAAGCCCAGUAACCGGUUCAGUAGUGUUCCCAUGACUCAAAGACCACCAGCAGAAGCAAACAUUCCUUAUCGCAGUGACACGGCUGUCACUCCUGUACCAGAGUCUACUGCAGGGGAAGCUCCUGCUGCACCUCCAAGCCUUUAUUUUGAUGUGGAAAAAGAAAAGGAGAACAAGCAUACAUCUUUUUCAGAAUUGAGAAAGAAACAUCGUGAACGGUGGACGCCUCCGUCAAUGUCUCCUUCGGGUACCAGUCGGUCAGACCAGGUGUGUAUGUGUUUCGGGACUUAGUUAAUAGUCAUCAUUCGGUGGCCUGCUUCAGGCUCUGAGAGAGCUGGGAAAGCAGCAGAAAAUUACAGAUAUCAUUCAAUUUGUGUUAUCUUUGUCUCUGGUAAUGGUUCCGUACUGUAAUAAUAAUAAUAAUAAUAAUAAUAAUAAUAAUAAUAAAGGUUUUUAAUUGUUUAUCAUUCAUUGCGCAAACAGACGUGUAACAAUUUACAUGGCAAGAAAAUUAAUAAAGGAAAGUAAAAAAAUACAUAAGGAAAACGACUAAAUAAAUAUUAGUUAAUAAAAACUGAUUUGUUCAUGCUUAGCGUGCGUAUUAUCGAGUUAUGGAUGCACGCGGGAAGUUUAGAGAGCAAUAAAGAUGCGUAAGAGUUGCUCGAGGCGCAGCUGAGAGCAACUCUAGCUUCUUGAGUGCUCUCCAAACUUUUCAAGUGCAUCCAUAACUCGAUAUGCGCACAGCUAAAAGCAUGAGCAAAUUCUUUUAUAACAUAGCUGACAAAAAUGCUUGCUUUUUGAUUAACUGCAAAAUUCUCGUAUUGCGCGACACAAUAAAAAACGCUUCUAUCGGCUGAUUACAAACACGACACAAUCGUCUGGUUUGAAUGAAAAUUCUUUCUGUAAACUGAGAAACAAAAGUUCCCUAUUUAUUCGUUAACGAAUGGAAACUAAGCAGAAACAAUUAAGGUAAAAAGAGUCUUUAAGUCCACCUAAAGUUAUAAUACUCACAUGUUCGUAAGAAGUCGUGGAGUAUGGUCUGGAUUUGCUGAAAAGAUUUUUUUUGUUUUGCUCGACAAAAUCCAGAAAACUUGUUUUUUAGCGAAGACGACUGUCAUCCUACCUUAAACUUAUAUUCGUUUACGAACAAUGGCUGGCAUUACGGCUUCUUCAGAAGGCCUGGCAGCAGUUGUUUUUGUGAGUAAUAAAUUCAUGUCUUCUCGUGUAAUUUGUCUUGUUAUUUCAAGAGAAAUUUUCCUGCUUCAGUCGGAUUGUUCGGCGAUAACAAAAGUGCAUAAUUUUUCGCUAUUGAGCUUACUUUAUAAUUAACUUGUUUUGUAAAGGAUAAACAAACGUUAAAAACGGAGGACACUUUAUACAAAUUGGAUAUUUUCCGACACAGACCAAUUUGUGGUCUAUUUCCACUUAAAUGUCAGUCUUUACGGCAGACUUUUCAACGAAUCAGUCAGGCUCUAUUAUUUGCGAAACAUCUGCACCGCUUUUGCUGUUGGUUUGAGUGGUUAGAACGAAGCUAAGUUCCGCAAAAUCUAGAAAGUUUUUCAUCAUUGCCGUCGAUUUUUGAGUACUUAGGAAAAGAGACGAAAAACACAACUGAACACGUCAUCAUGAAAAAAAUCUUUAUUUACGCACGGGCGUGGGUAAAGAAAGACUUUGUUCAUAGCGGCUCAAUAGGACUUAAAUAGGGCAAGCACGCGCGCUAUGUUUUCUUAAUUUAAAACGACUUGUCCGAACAUUAGGUAGAAUAUAAUAAUGCGACCUAGUUCUCAUCUGCCGUGUUCUCUGGGGAGGUAAAAAAACUCUCAACGCAGUGUUGGUGGAAGAGAUGCUUGGCCAUAGCUUCAUAUUUCUAUUACGACGAAUGUCCAAGAUACUGUACCGCUUUAAGCAGUAACCUAACUUAUAACACCUAGCAAAGAGCUUAUCAAUUCUACUUAAAUAUUUAGUAUAAAUAGCGCACCCUCAGACCUCAAUAGCAUAUGUGAAGACUGAAAGGAUCAAAGUAAGUCCAAAUUCUCAAUAGAGUACCCAUAAUAUUUACAUAUUCUUAUAAUAUACAACCUACUGCUAGCCUUACUAAGUAAAUAAUCAAUACGAGUGUCCCUGUAGUUUGCAAUGUUCCCCCUGACUAUUCACAUCGACGUGCAUGAACAAUAAUCCUGCUCCAGUGUGUACGCUUGCAUUUCUUGGUUUGUUUUCAUGGAUGAAGAUGUUAAUUACCACUAAAAAAAACGUUUCAGCAAAUGUGGUCAUCCAAAUGGAUGAAAAAAAACUAGCCAAGAAAAAACUGAAAAAUGUAGCUAUCAACCAAUGAGACACCAGGCCCUGGUUGUUCAGAAGGUUGAUAACGCUAUCCACGGGAGGAAAUCUCUAUCCACUGGAUAGCGCGAUUGGUUUUCCUAAUACUUUCCCGUUGGAUGGUGAUUUAUCCAGUGGAUAGCGCUAUCUAACUUUUGAACAACUAAAGCCAGCCAGAACAAUAUUAAAACGUCUCUAAAAAUAGCGUGACGGUUAAGGUGAAUCUUGACCUUUUAUGCAUAGAGAUUUUGGACAUUGACGUAAACCUUUUGAUCUCUGUGUUGAUUUAUAGGUUAGACAAAAGCAUGAUGGAGAAUCGCAUUCUAAAGCUGCAGCAGGAUCUAGUGAUACCCCGUUGUCGUGGACGUUUGACAUGAGCAACAGCAGCGCCGAAGGGAGCAACCAAGAGGGUCAGCGGGGUAAUAAUCAGCAAGAGAGGCCUUCAUAUAGACAAGGUAUUUUGACAAUUCUUUAAAAAUGAGAUUUCUUUACCCAGUGAAAAAUGUAACCUUUCACCUUGCCAAUAAAAUGUGCCUACCUUACUCACUUAAAUCAACACAACGGAUGGAAGCAAAAUUUCCUGUUAUUAGAUGACUGGCUAUGCGAUCCUUGCAAGAUGAAACGAAUCCUGUGCGGUAUCUCAUUCACUGCACUAGUGAGGAAGAUGGGCCUCUUUUGUCCAAUCACCGGAAAUGCCCACUUUGUCCUGAAAAAUAAGUUUGUUUUAGUCAUGUGAUCACUGAAAUCUUUCAUUGACCAAAUUUGUACGAACAAGAUUGGUCUAUGAAAUCAGGAUAUCCCGCCUAUUUGGACCUCAUACUUGGUCAGCGGCAAUAACGCUUGUUACUGACAUUGUUGCAUUGACAUUGUUUAAUUGACUGAAUGUUACGUCACUCACUUCACCACAGGUCCACCACCCAGGAAAAACAAAUAUGGCGAUGUUAUAGAAGGGUAGUGAAUGAAGUGGAUUUCUAGCUCCAAUUUCGUCCAUUUGUUGAUCACGAGAUGUCCUUCUCUUUAUGGCAAAGAAAAAAAAACGUAAAAAAUUUUACUAUUAACUUGUAAACUAUAGAGGACUAGACUAAUGUACAUAUAGCUAAGAAGUAACUGAAUGAAUACACUGUUCUCCGUUUUAAAUGUUGGUUGUAAGGUAACCGGGCUUUAAACUAUAUACCAUCAUGCAUUUUCUCCAUACUGUUCUCCGUACAUUUUCUGUAGUAAUGAUUAAGAGAGUUUCUUCAACAGUCAAUGCCGCUAUUUGUUGAUCAUUUCCUUUAUUUUUAUGACCUUUUUGUUUGAUCAAGCAGUAUUAUGUUAAGGAGAAAUUAAAUGCUGAUCACUUUUAAAAGCUUAUCGCACAAGUAAAAUAGGUGAAAAAGAAGUCUGGCGAUUUAAUCGUCGAUCUUCACUUUGUCUGAUCACACAGUAAUUUUCAAGGAGUUAUAAUAACUCCUCUAGUGGGGUUAAAUUAACUCCUUACAGUGGAGUUAUUUUUUGGGGGAGUUAUUUUAACUCCCAAAAGGAGUUUAAAGAACUCUUUUUCAGGAGCAAAAAUCACCCCAGAUAUUGAGGAGUUAAAAUAACCGCCAAAAAAGGAGUUAUCCUGUAUCUAAAACUUUUACUCCACUUUCACAGUUAAGUAACUCCAAAAAGAGUAUAAACAACCCAUGUAAGGAGUAAAAUUAGCCCCAUUUUUAACUCCAGACUGGGAGUUAAAAGAACUCUUUUUCAGGAGUAAAAAUGACCCCAAAUUUAGAGUUAAAUUAGGAGUUAAAGUAACCCCGUAAAUGGGGUUAUCCUGUACCUAAAAUUUUUACUCCAUUUUUGGAGUUAUAAUAACUCCCUAAAAAUUACUGUGCCGUUUCAAAGAAAAACUUAUAUGUACCAUCAAACUUGUUUUUUGAGCAGAGGGCAAUUUAAUAAAACUAUUACAAGUUAGUGUAUUAAUUUUAAAGCGUAGCUUUUAUUUUUGCAAAUUAUACUUGUGAAAGUUUUAUUGAAUUGACCCCAGUAUCGGGCAAUUGACUGCGUUUUGAUAAAAAGGCGAUUUGAAAGUGACGUCAUAAAAAAUUAAAUUUGUGAAAUUAUGGGAUUUGUCGGGAUAUUCUGAAAGAACCAUUUCUGAAUGGCCUACUUGCCAAACACUAGCAUUUCGAGGCAAUUGUCUCUGAUAUAAUAUUAGCCCAGUUAUGCUCUGAUGACCCCAUACAAAUCACUAUAAAUUUGCCUUUGUUGUUAACGUUAUGAACCGAGUCAAUUUUUUUGUUGUGGAGGGAUUUGUGAUUGGACUCAAGCGAGCAUAACGGUCAUGCUUCAACCGAAUCACAGUUAUAUGUGAAGAGAACCCCAGCCUGACCAAAGUACCUUUGUAAUAGCACAAUCCUGUCCCUUUAUUGCAAUACCGCUUUUCACUGUUUUUGAAAGGAACAUCAGUUCCAAAUCAUUUUGUGUAGUGACUCA
Molecule: messenger RNA, 8871 nt
Organism: Porites evermanni
Lineage: Eukaryota; Metazoa; Cnidaria; Anthozoa; Scleractinia; Poritidae
Source: the annotation of a GenBank genome assembly